AUGUUUGUGGCAAAUAAAGAAAUUGAAUACAAUCCAAAAUUUGAUCUUAUACUAUCACAAAAUGAUGGAAUAAUAUUCAACGAUUCACCAUCACUACCAAAAUCUGGUGAACCUCUUGAUGGUUGUUUAAAUAUUGAAGAAUUUACGGAAGUUAUGAAAGCAUUAGCAGAAUAUAGAGUUAUGGAAGAGGUACCACUAAUUAAAACACCUUUAGAAGAGAUUACUUAUGUAAGCUAUGAAAUUCACGAAUCAUUGGGCUUUGAUUAUGCUGUGAUUACACGUAUUGAGCCAACCAAAUUUGAAAGUCUUUUAAUUCGUAUGAUUGAACAAGGACCAGGAUUUUUUGAUAUUGAAGGAAAUGAAUUAUAUGAACUCUUAUCAGAGUUAAGUGAAAUCUUACGUACAGAAAAUUCACUUCUAGAAAUAUCAGCUGAUGUUGUUGUAAUUGGUGAAAUACGUGGACGGUUC
This is a messenger RNA of Loa loa (African eye worm), 468 nucleotides long. RefSeq lists its product as hypothetical. NCBI's taxonomy places the organism in Eukaryota, Metazoa, Nematoda, Chromadorea, Rhabditida, Onchocercidae. The record is from RefSeq and is a predicted model, not a curated record. The transcript has 4 exons. The annotation marks the transcript as partial.